Messenger RNA from Plodia interpunctella (Indianmeal moth), 6876 nucleotides. RefSeq names its product Pcf11 cleavage and polyadenylation factor subunit (gene Pcf11). The coding region runs from base 446 to 5635 and encodes 1729 amino acids. NCBI's taxonomy places the organism in Eukaryota, Metazoa, Arthropoda, Insecta, Lepidoptera, Pyralidae. The record is from RefSeq and is a predicted model, not a curated record. Gene Ontology annotation, biological process: termination of RNA polymerase II transcription. Gene Ontology annotation, molecular function: phosphatidylinositol binding; mRNA binding; ubiquitin binding. The transcript has 18 exons. Gene Ontology annotation, cellular component: mRNA cleavage factor complex; cytoplasm.
UCAAUGACAUACAUUUUAUAUCUGAAGAUUUACUUUACUUAAUUUUACCAACUUCUAGCAACGUCUAGCAACUGGACAUUACACAACAUACGCAGAAAGGGCCCGCACGGGGCACAGCACUGCUAGCAGUUGGCAACACUGCGUACGGCGGCUGGCUGCCCCUGCCCUGCCGCCAUUUUGUUUUCAUUCUAAUCCAAAUCGAGCAGCACAGGUUACGUCAACUCGCAGCCCAAUUUAAUUUUUCAUUCGUGCUUUGUAAUUUGAGGAAAUUACACGCGGUCGUGUUAGCUUAUAGUUUUAAAUUAUGGACCAAUAAGUGCUACGUGAGGUGAUAGCUGUUUCAAUGUGUUAUAAUCAACCAGUGCUGUGUAAAUUCCGAUAACUGAUGUGCAGUUGAAGAUUGUGCUUGGCAUGGUGAGAGCAGGGACUACGGUCGCCACCCAACAUGUCGAAAGAAAUAGCCGAAGAGUACGCGUCGAGUUUGGCGGACCUAACCGUCAACAGCAAGCCUUUAAUCAACAUGCUGACGAUUCUAGCCGAAGAGAACAUCGACCACGCAGGAGUUAUCGUUGAGACCGUGGAGAAGCAUUUGGAGAAGGUACAUCCAGACAUCAAGCUGCCCGUUCUGUAUUUAGUCGAUUCAAUUAUCAAGAAUGUUGGACGGGCGUAUACUCAGAAAUUCUCCCAAAUAAUAGUCAACAUGUUCACAAGGACUUUCAAACAGGUGGAUGAAAAAGUGAGGUCACAGAUGUUUAAACUGCGGGAGACGUGGCAUGAUGUGUUCCCGGCCACAAAGUUGUACCAGUUGGAUGUGAAAGUGAACUUGAUUGACCCCGCGUGGCCGAUACAGGCGCAGCCGCAGCAGUCAAACAUCCAUGUAAAUCCAAAUUUUCUGAAAAAGCCAGUUGCAACAACCAGUACAGCGACUGCUCCUCCAACUGAAGAUGAGGAGAAGAUGCGAACUAUCGUCGCUAAGAAAGAGCAAGAGCUUCUGAUGCUGCAGCGCAAGAAGAUUGAGAUGGAGCUCGAGCAGGCCCGCAGGCAGCUCGAGAUCACAGAGAAAAGUACUAAAAUGCCGCCAGCGGCGCCUCCUAGCGCGACAGUAGCGCCAUCUAUCCCCCGGGCGCUCGUGAACCCGGUUGUGGCGCCCGUGGCCCCGGUGCCGGCUGAGCCGGUGCCUGUCAAACAGAGGCUCGGACCGCCGGUCCCCAAACAGUCGCGCAUCGCGCCCGUGAGCGGAGCCCUAGCGGGCGCCCGCCGCGACCCGCGCCUCGCGCGCCGCGGCCUCGACCACGUCAUGCCCACGCCCUCCAUACCGCCGCCCAUCGCCCCCAACGUCUUCGACAUCAAACCCCUCGACAGAAUACACAAACGCAAAAACGUCAUCACCAUUGACGUCCAACCUGACGUCCAAAACGACAGACCGCGAGACCCGAGGCGGCGGGACCCCCGACUCGAUAGACGAGACAAAAUCAGGGCCAAAAGGGAAGAGCGCAAACGCGAGGAGAGACGCGUCGAAUCGGAAAAGAAAGAUGAACCAAAACCGGAACCCAUCCCGGACUUCAUCAACAAAAUACCCGACAUGAAAAAGAUAAGCAAACUCCCGCCUAUACCCAAAAUCAGCAAAGCGGACGACGCUAAUAAAGAGUCGCCCAAAAAGCGUAAAGAUGAAAAGAAAGAUAAAGAUGUUCGGGUCGAGAAAAAACCGAGACGAGACGGCAGCAACAGCAGCAAGGACUCCAACAGCUCCUCUCCUGAGAAACGACCUAAAAGCAAGGAAAAGAGAAAGAAGGAGAGACGGGAGGAGAAACAAGAGGAGGAGAAAGCGGCCGAAAGUGAAGUCGUCGCGUUCAAAGAACUCCGCAACUACCACAAGGAACGCUAUAUGAGAAGGAACAAGGAGAAAUCUGAAAGUCCAGAGAAAAUCGUCGCCGAAUCUGAGGAUGUACCCGUUUCUGAGUCAUCAAAUGCACCAGAAGUGGCCGAAAACAAGGAUAUUGACCUUAGGAUUUUGCCCACCGUGGAGGUGAAAGCUUCACCAGUUACUCAAAAGAGACCUUCGACUGAGCUGCUUGAAGGAAAGUCGAAGAAGAAUAAACAUGACAAGUUCGAUAUUCUCUUCGGCAAUGAGGACGUGGACCUCCGUCAGCUGCCCCAAGUGGAAGAGGUGUCCGCUCCUCCCCCGCCCCACAUCAAUGACUCCCCCAAAACUGAGGGCGACAUGGACGUGGAUUUGGAGCUCGAGUACUCUCCUAAGAAGGUUCGCCACGCCAAGCCAGUGUUCACCAAAAUUGAUGGAGACGUGGACCUCAGACAACUGCCGCAAGUGGAGGAAGCCGCUCCGGCGAAGAGCGAAUCUCCUAAACCUGCAGACGACAAUAUGGCGGUAGACACGGAAUCGGCAAUGAGAUCUCCUAAAAAGGACUGGAACGAGGUGAAAGAGAAAUCUGAGGAGGUGAAGAAGACUCCUUCGAAGCUGGACCUGGUGCGCGCGAAGCUGGCUGAGGCGACCAAAGUCAAGGACGGCUUGGGACGACCGCUUUUGUUCAGCAAGUCUCCUAGCGUUGAAAAGGAGCGUCGGCGCACCCUCAGCUCUGAGGACACAGACCUGCGCAGUGAAAACACCGACGAUUUCGACGCGAAGGACCACAAAAAGGCCAUAUCCAUCAUCAUGAGCCAAGCUAAAGAACAAUACAGCGACGGUAACAUCGAUAAGAACCAAUACAACGCUCUUAUGUACCAGGUCUUACAGCUGAACGAAAAGUUGAAGCUAAAAGAGGCGAAACAGAGGGAAUCCUUCGAACAAUCUAAACGGAAACUCCAAGCUAGCAUAGACAAAAACCACAAGGUAGCCAGUCCCAAGACUUCUCCGAAAGAUAUGAAUAAAUUCGGCGAUAUCGACGAGAGAAUCACCCCAGCAUUGUUUUUAGACACGCCGCCGGACAGCCAACAGGAAUACUUGAAAGAUUCCGAUAUGAGAAUGUCCCACCAGGAUCUGAUGGAUGGACCGAGUAGAAAAGGGUUGUUGCCCUAUCCGCCGAGAAUGCCCGCGUUCGGUCCCUUCCCUGGCCCCGAGAGACCGAUGUGGAGAGGGAACAGACUGAGAAUGGAAGAAUUCGGUCCAAGAAGAUUUAGAGGACCAAACCCACAGUUUUAUAGAGGAAAUAGAGCAUUAAGACCUCAGUUUGAGCCGCCCAGACCCAUGAUGCCUCCAUUGCCAACUCCUCAAAUGGGAACGUGUCAGGGUGAAUGUCCUUUAGCACCAUACGAACCGAGUGUGCCUCCUCCGCCUUUAGGCGCCUCUGGUAUUAUAAUCCCGCCAACAGAUUUCAGAAUCCUAGAAUAUAUUGACCAGGAUCCGAUGAAAACUAUUCAAAUUGAUGGUAUACCUAGAGAGAUUAGGUUUUACGGUGAUACCGCUGUCAUAAUGAUGGAUUGGGACGACCCUAGAGAACUGAAAUUCUUGCCGGGAAGUAGGAGAGUCACAUUUGAUAACAAGGACUCUGUUGUGCUGUCGUUCAACGAAGGCUAUAAGCAAGUGGAGAUUGACGAUCAAGUUUUCGAAAUGAGGUUCGGCGCACCCACGAGAGAGCUGUAUAUAAACGGGAGAUGGUUCGAGUGUUUCUUCGGCGGGCAGCCUUUAGGAGUAAUCAUUGAUGGCAAACCAAGAUUAGUGCAUCUGGAAGGGCCGUUACCACAAGUGGACAUCGGUAAAACGAAGCGGCAAGACUUAGUGGCAGGAAAAAUUAACUUGAUAGUGAACGCGACGCAGAUGUUUCCGAUAUAUUUGGACGCGAAAGUGCAGAAGUUUCAAAUCAACAAUCAGUAUUUUACUAUUCGCUUCGUGGACUCUUUAAGGACAGUUCUGAUAAACGAGCAACCGUUUAAAGUCGAGUUUGGGGAUUUGCCUAAGCCGAUAUCUUUGGGCAAUGAGAAAUACUUUAUAAGGUUCUCGGCCCUUCCUCGCUUCAUAAAGCCUGGACAAGUGCAUAUAGCUAACAUGGAGGGUGCUCCCUUAACCGUGCCGCCGGAGAUGCCCAUACUCGGCUUUGAGCAGAUCCACGACCAGAACUCGAUGGACGUCGACCAGGAAACGCCUCGGCCGCAGAAGACGCCUAGUCCUGAAACUAAUCUUGAAAAUCAAGGCCUGGAUAUGCUUGCAAGUGUGAUGCCUUCCAGCAUCGCCCCGGCCUCCGCCUCAGAGUACAGCUCAGCAGAGCCUUUCUUCACGAAGCCAGACAAGAUUCCUGGACUCGAAAUACCUGCAGACGAGAAACCCAACCCUAUGAAUCCAAUACUACUCGCUAACAUGAAUGUGAACGAUUUGUUUGCUAAGUUGGUGGCUACUGGACUGGUAAAUUUGAAGAAUGAAACGAAGGAGGAACCCAAAGCUGAGCCCAGUCCGGAGAAGCCGAAGGAAGACAAGAGUGUGGUGCAUAAAGUUGACUUGUUGAAGCCUGAGACACUUAAAGUCAAGCAGCAGGCGCUGGUGUGGCGGCUGUACGGCGGCAUGCAGUGCAGCGGCUGCGGCGCGCGCUUCCCGCCGGAGCGCACGGUGCGCUACAGCCAGCACCUGGACUGGCACUUCCGCCAGAACCGCCGCGACCGCGACUCUGCGCGGCGCGCGCACUCGCGCCACUGGCACUACGACCUCUCCGACUGGGUGCAGUACGAGGAGCUCGAGGACCUCGAGGAGAGAGAAAAGAGUUGGUUCGAGACGGGCGGGGGCUCCGCAGCGGAGCGCGAGGCGCCCGCGCCGCUGGCGCCCAGCGCCCCGGCCGGGGCACCUCACCACCACUGCGCGCUCUGCGGCGACCACUUCGACCAGUUCUACAACGAGGACAAGGAGGAGUGGCAUCUCAGGAAUUCCGUCACGCACAACGGCGACCACUACCAUCCGAUGUGCUUCGAGGAUUAUAAGGCGUCUCUCACAAAAGUGGAGUCGGAAGCGGAAGUGGUAGAAGAGGUCGCCAUAGACAAGAUAGACCCGGAGGAGGCCAUAGAGAUCAAGGACACAGACGAGAUCAACUCUCAGUCUGACAACGAGUCCGAGGUCGAGGUCGUUGAACCCGAGCCUGAACCCAUCCCGGAGCCUGUUGAGAUCGACGAGGGGGAAGAAGACGACGUGGUGUUCAAGGCGGAGCCGGUGGAGCAGGUGGAGGUGGAGGACGACGCGGACACAGACGACGAGACGGCGCUCGCGCGCGCCGAACGCGACCGUGAGGCCGCGCUGCUGCUGGCGCACGUCCGCGUCAAGCUGGAGCCGCGGGACCCCGACGACGAGCCAAUAAUAACAGCGGAAGAGGAAGUCGCGACCACCGUCGCGGACACGACGCACGCGCGCGUGACGUCUACCAUCGACGGCAACGUGCAGCUGGACGCGGCGUCGCCGGCCGCCGCCGCCGCGCCGCUCGGCGGCAUCCGCAUCAACAUCUCCAAACUACCCGCAUUCGUGAAUAACAACACCAACGAUCAGAUGUUGGAAGACAUCAGCGCUGAUGAUGAACCACUACCCCCAGGCGAGGAACCGGAAUUGGAGUACAAGUUGAAGCCGAAUUUAGAAGGAAUACACUUCAGUAGGCAACCUCCUGUGCAAAGGGGAAGUGAAUUGUCCGGAUUGUGCUCUAUCAUGUAACUGCUCAAUGUACUCAAUGAUGGUAGAUUACACUCAAAUUUCGAAAUAUUACGUCACAUUGGUUUGAGUUUAGUAGGAAAACUUAUGGGUUAAAACUCAUCGCCUCAGAUAGGUGAUAGCUUUAGUUUGUGUUGUAUUGUGAAACUGAUUUUUUGUAAAUUGUAAAUUAAAUAUUGAAUUAGAUCCUACUACUGCUUAGUAAAGAAUUUUCUUCAUUUUUUAGUUCCAUAACAGUUAAUUACUAAGUUUGAACACAUUGAAAAUAUGUGACUAAUAUUUGUGAUUUUUCAACUACUUAGAGUUGUAGUAUCCAGUAUUUCGGGUAUAAUCAAAAGUGUCGUAAAUUAUUGAAUACUUCUAAAAUAAAUCAUAGUUUAUUUGACAAUUAUUAAUCACUCAUGUAUUUAAAGUACACAAUGAAUGCAUCUCUUUAUCUGUAUAGGUGAAAUAAGCAAGAUUACGUAGUAUUACGUAUAAGAAACAUUGUAUAUUUUGCCCUUAUUCUGAGCAGAAAGACAGACAUGUGAUAUCGAUUUCUCGUGUAGAACGUUUUUCUAACUUGAUAUUGAUUAGGAAAUUAAAAUUUUGAAUUGAAUACAUAAAGGGAAGAAUGAUAAUGUUAUUCUAUUUUUGCCGCAUGGCUUUGAGACGUUAUUUAUUUAUGGAUGACCAUCGUUUAUUUUUUAAUCUGUAAAUCCAUAAAAAUGUUCAGUAGUUAUAAUUUUCAGACUUGUUUUCCCAUGGAGCUCAAUUCUGAGUGUUUGGGACGUGGUGAAGUCUGAUUGUUUUCUAUCAAUAAAUUGUCAAUCAAGUAGCAUUGGCUACAUAAAUGGUUUUUAUAAAAUGUAACCAUUAUGGUUUUAUACCAUUUUAUUUAAUGAAAUGUGAUAUUAAUGUUAAGUUCCUUGUGUGCAUCGAUAUGCGUUAGGUUCUAUUGACGGUGUGUAAUCUAAAGUGUAUAUUAGGACUUGUAAAUUAGCUGUAUAUAAUUGUAUGUUGAGUUCUGUACUAUAUUGAAUCUCUAACUUCCUUAACAUAAUAAAAAUUAAAAGUUAAGACUUAUUUUUAUCACAACCCUAUUAGCCUAAUUAGUUCUUAAUCUUUACAAAAUAAUCGCCAAUAAGUGGUUUUUUCGUUUCUUGUUGUAUGAAGUUGUAACCUACGGUGUAACUUUUGUUUCUUCGAAUCAAUUGUUUCAACUUAUUACUUUAAUAUGUAAAUAAAUGUUUACACUGAUGAAA